CAGCCAAGCUAAUAUAUUCAUCUGUAAACGCACAUGUAAAUAUCACCAUUUCAGUUAAAACAUUCAAACAUUUCAUAUCUCUAAAAAAAAGAAAUGCAAUGAAUUACGGGAAAAGUUGACGUCGUUCAUUUUGAUAACUGUAGAUGUGCAUUGGAUUUUGACAAGCUUGAACAAGCCUCAGCGGUGUCGGUUAGCGGGAAACAGUUAAUUAACCUGUUGGACUGUUAGAGGCUGUGCGGAGAUCAAGGAUAAAACUUUUUGUUACUGGUUCAACUUAAACCGUCAAGACGAAGUACCCACAAAUUUACGCGGUGAAUCGUCACCAGGGUCAGGGGGCAAAGAAGAUGCCGAUUCUCACACGUGAUCACCUUGCGGCCAGGUUUCGUCAGAACUGGAUGAACAAGUACCCUCUGGAUACCUGCAGCAAUGGAGGCAUCAACCUGGAUGACAGCCUUACAAGUCUCAACUGGCUGCAAAACCUCAACAUCAUGAAAAUAACAUCACCAACACCUCCCCCUAGCCCAGGGCCAUGCAACAACUACUUCAAUGUAGACAACAACAAAAAUAUGAAAGUGAACCCCAACCACGUUCUGAAUGUCUCAUGUGCUCCUCCUCAGUGUAAAAUUGAGCCAAAAUUUCAUCUAGGGGAUCCAGCCCCUCCUUCAAGUUUAAAUGGGGAUUCCAUAGACUAUAAGACAAAUCCUUACGUGAAACCUCCAUACAGCUAUGCUACACUCAUCUGCAUGGCCAUGAAGGAAACCAAAAAGAGUAAAAUCACAUUGUCAGCGAUUUACAACUGGAUUACUGACAACUUCAUGUACUACAGACUGGCUGACCCAAGCUGGCAGAAUUCCAUCCGCCAUAACUUGUCUCUGAACAAGUGUUUCCAGAAAGUUCCACGUCGUAAGGAUGAACCAGGAAAAGGAGGUUUCUGGAGAAUCAAUCCAGAAUACAAUGACAUGAUUGAAAAUGGAAUCUUCAAGAAGAGGAGAAACAGCCGGGAGACACCUUGUCUUCCUCCAACAAAAAAGAUCAAACGCGAGGAAGAGGAUGACUUUUCCAGCUGCUCAAAAGCAGGAAAGAAAGAAGGCCUUGUUCAUUUUGGAAACCACGAGGAUCAGGAUCAUCUGAAAGGUGAUUUUAACUGGACCUCCAUUUUGAAUCAAGAUAUAGAAAUUGGAGGUGUUAGAGUGAAAACAGAAGACUUGUUAGAUUCCAAUGACAGCUGUGACUCUGCUCCUAUGGUAGCCAUGAGUCCACCUUCUUCUGAGUGCAAUUCAGAUGAUUUCACAAUCGAGGAUCUCUUCUCCCAAACAGAACUUUCCAACGAUCAGUCUCCCAUUGACUUUGUGACAAACGAUCCUUUAGAUUUAACCAUAAAUGGACAUCACAUAGAAGUUCCUCAGUGGUGGGAUCAAAGCUUGAACCUGUCAGGCAAUUUAAAGUCUGACCCAGAACAUAACAAAAGUGGUCUAAAUACACCUAUAGCCCCCUCCCCUGCCCCAGAGGACCACACUGAUGCAGAACACCCCUGGGCCAUGAAUGGCUUUGAUGACAUUGGGGAUGCUUUUGAUGUAGAUAACUUAUUUGACCUUGAAAAUAUUCCUAGUCCAAAAAUUUAAUAAGAAAGAGGAGUGAGUCUCCAUGUGUACCGUAAUUUUGUAAUCAUCAGCAAUGGGGUAUUUAUUCUGAUCAUGUUUUAGAUGGUCAGAGACUGAAUUUUUGCCUUAUCAUUUAAUCAUCUAUUUAUUGAGAAUGUGUUUGAAGUCCAUAACUUCAUUAUAAAGUGAAUGGAAUUUAUUCAUAGUUUUCUCGUCACAUUUUAUCAAUCAUGUUGUUCAUGGAAUGGUAGUUUUACCUAACUGUUUGAAGUGCGAGUGGCAAGUUGACUUGAUCAUGAAGGAAAGAAAAAUAUUUUUGCUAAUCAUUUUCCCCUAGACGUGGUGUAUAUAUAAAGUUUUUCCCAUUCCCCUGUUAGAGUUGCAGCAAACAAUUCCAGUUUAUAGUGUUACAAUCCCAUCAGUAUUAUAAAAUACAGAUCAAUAUUGAGAGAUUUAUUUAUAUUUUUAUUAGGCCAAAAGGCAAUUUUUAUUUCGCUUUUUUUCAAAAGUUGUCAAUAUUGGCAUUAAUAGAGGUAAUGUUCUCUAGAAAUAGCAAGAUCAGGCCUUUGCAGAGCUCAAAAAUGUUGAACACUGAAUCUUAAUUGUUUCAAUACAUGUAUUGACUUUGAUCAGUCACGGGUGCAUUUGUUAUCUCAUUUCUUUGUUAAUUUAUUAAUUGUUAGUGAAUUUUAAUUCCAAGUCCACUUAUGACCAGUGUGUAUUGUCUGUGAUAUUUUCAGUGUUAAAUAGUUGCAGCAUUUCCUCCCUACUCCCACAAUAGAUUGGUCUACUUUCAUAAAACUUCAUUUUGAUAUACAUGUAUACCUGGUAUAUGGAGAAAAAAAAACAUCAUCAAACUAUUUUUUUUUUUGUAUUUUCUGUGAUAUUCUGUGAAAGCAGACCAAAAGUUGGUAAAAUCCAAUGUCCUUCAGUAUUAUUGGCUCACAUUUUAUCGAGUGUCAGAAAUUCAAUGUAUAUGUAUUUUUUACACAAUACAGUGGAAAAAAUGAAAUAAAGAAAAAAAUAUUUACAAAU
Molecule: messenger RNA, 2636 nt
Organism: Magallana angulata
Lineage: Eukaryota; Metazoa; Mollusca; Bivalvia; Ostreida; Ostreidae
Product: forkhead box protein J1-B-like
Exons: 3
Coding region: 345-1622 (425 amino acids)
Biological process (GO): regulation of DNA-templated transcription
Molecular function (GO): sequence-specific DNA binding; DNA-binding transcription factor activity
Source: RefSeq, a predicted model, not a curated record